AUGUCACUUCCGAGAUGGGUGGAAUCACUAUUUGAUUCAAGGUAUCAAAGACUAGGAACAAAUGAUGAUGCUUCUACAAAUAAUAAUAAUAAUCAGCAGCAAGAUCAACAACUACCUGGAACAUUUCCUAAUGAAUCAUUACAACAACAAGAAAUGAGAAGAGGAAAUUCUUAUAAUUCACAAUCACUAAAUGAAUUUGCUUCAGCCUUAUUAAAAUGGGUCAAUUACUUACUAAUACAACCAAUUAUAAUAUCACUAAUAAUUAUAUUUCGAAUAGUUUCUAAAAUAUUGAAUUCUUUAUAUUUCAAGAAUUUAAAUGCAUCACCUUCACCGAAUGAUUUAGUUGAUCCAAUUGAUAAAGUAAAUAAAUUUGUAAGAAAUUUGGAAGAUAAUAUCCAACCAAGAAUAACCAACUUAAUGGAUUCACCAUCACCUACUUCCAUCACAUCAAAUCAUUCACAAUUACCACCAUUUUAUGAAGGUAGUUACACGCAAGCUUUAUAUAUGGCAACUCAUAGAGCUAAAUUUUUAUUUGUUUAUUUAACUAAUCCACAAAAUGAGAACUCAUCUUUCAUAUUUAAUGAAAUUAUUUUGAAUCCAGAAUUCAAUAAAUUAUUUUAUUCAUCUUCAAAUAAUAAUAAUAUAAUAAUAUGGGGUGGAGAUUUAACUAAUCCUGAAGCUUAUCAAUUAGCUAACAGUUUAAAUGUUACAAAAUUUCCAUUUUUAGGACUUUUAUGUUUAACAAGAACUACAAAAAUGACACCAGAUGGUCCCAAGAAGGAUCCUGCUAAGAUUUCAUUAAUUGCAAAAUUACAAGGUGGUAAUAUAAAAUCAUCAACAAAUGGAACGAAUAGUGAAGAAGAUGCAAGGAUAAUAAUCAAAAACAAAUUUCUCAAAAAGAUUGAAAAGUAUGAACCAGAACUAAAAAUAAUAAGACAAGAAUAUCAAGAUCAAUAUAUGACUGAAAUUUUGAAAAAACAACAAGAAUAUAACUACUUAUUGUCAUUACAAAAGGAUAUACAAAAGAAGAACGCCAAACAAAAGGAAAAACAAAUCAAUGAAUUUUUAAAAACAAAGUUACCUUAUUUUCAAAGUUUUCAAAUUCAACCAACUACUAACAGUAAAGAUUAUGCCAAAAUUGUUUUAAAGUUUUCCGAUUCAACUAGGAAGACAGUAUUUUUUCCUAAAAAUAUAAAAGUAAAAAAUAUAUACACAUAUCUUGAAGUGUUGAAAAGAAAGAUGUUGGAUGAUUCAUCCAAAAACAAAAUACAAAAUAUUGAUGAAUUUGAUGAUGAUGAAGACAUUGAUAUUGAUUAUAGAUUUAAAAUUUCAUCGCCUUUACCUCCAAGAAUUGAUUUAAGUACGAAAAAAGAUGAGUUUAUUGAAAACGUUGAUAUCAUAUACCCCAAUGGUUUAUUGUUAGUUGAAGAUAUAUAG
This is a messenger RNA of Lodderomyces jiufengensis, 1437 nucleotides long. RefSeq lists its product as uncharacterized. Lineage: Eukaryota; Fungi; Ascomycota; Pichiomycetes; Serinales; Debaryomycetaceae. The record is from RefSeq and is a predicted model, not a curated record. The transcript has a single exon. Gene Ontology annotation, cellular component: endoplasmic reticulum. Gene Ontology annotation, molecular function: ubiquitin binding. Bases 1 to 1437 code for a protein of 478 amino acids.